AUGGGCAUGUCAGACGGCAUCGACGAGGCAAAUGGCUGCACUGCCAUGAGCCGGAAACGUUCAAAUUCCCGAGCGCGUAAUUCUAGGCCAACAACACCGCUCCGACCGUCCUCACGAUCCUCCUUUCGAGACUCUGCCCGCAAUGUCCGUGGCGGUGGUGCGGAGUUUCCGCUGAAUGCCUUUGAGCCUGCUUUCGCAGAACUUUCAGACGCUAUGGCUGAUCUUGAGGCCAACAUGAUGCAUUUUCAACUUAUGCACGAAAGUCUUGCUCGCUUCAGCGAGUCGUUUGCUAGUUUUCUCUAUGGGCUCAACAUGAAUGCGUUUUGUGUCGACUUCCCAGAGGGACCCAUUGCUGAAUCAUUUGCACGAGACCGCCAUGAAGAAACUUCGGCUGAGGGCACCACCCGCCUGGAGACUGAUGUUGAAGCCACCUUUAUGACUACGGACACCUCUUUUGUCGAUAACCCACCCACUACAACGAAAAAAUAUGCCAAGCCCGGAGCCGUCGAAACUCGUCAAUCCCGUCUGCCUUUUGCACGUGGUACAAAUACGAGAGGGAGGGCAAAUACUCGAGAUAGGGCUCGAUCAAGUGGCCUCGCAAGAGGUCGCGGUCGCGGUCGAGGCAUAAAAUAG
This is a messenger RNA of Metarhizium brunneum ARSEF 3297, 633 nucleotides long. RefSeq names its product DASH complex subunit DAM1 (gene DAM1). Lineage: Eukaryota; Fungi; Ascomycota; Sordariomycetes; Hypocreales; Clavicipitaceae. Gene Ontology annotation, cellular component: mitotic spindle pole body; mitotic spindle; mitotic spindle polar microtubule. Gene Ontology annotation, biological process: mitotic sister chromatid biorientation. The record is from RefSeq and is a predicted model, not a curated record.